Messenger RNA from Eleginops maclovinus (Patagonian blennie), 473 nucleotides. Its product is annotated as histone H2A-like. The record is from RefSeq and is a predicted model, not a curated record. Gene Ontology annotation, cellular component: chromatin; nucleosome. Lineage: Eukaryota; Metazoa; Chordata; Actinopteri; Perciformes; Eleginopidae. The transcript has a single exon. Bases 24 to 407 code for a protein of 127 amino acids. Gene Ontology annotation, molecular function: DNA binding; protein heterodimerization activity; structural constituent of chromatin. Gene Ontology annotation, biological process: heterochromatin formation.
CAAGCUUGUAAACACAUCUCAAAAUGAGUGGAAGAGGCAAAACCGGUGGUAAGUCCAGAGCAAAGGCUAAGACCCGCUCCUCCCGUGCCGGGCUCCAGUUCCCCGUCGGCCGUGUCCACAGACAUCUAAGGAAGGGUAACUAUGCCCAGCGCGUCGGUGCCGGAGCUCCCGUCUACCUGGCGGCUGUGCUUGAGUACCUGACUGCUGAGAUCCUGGAGCUGGCUGGAAACGCUGCCCGCGACAACAAGAAGACCCGUAUCAUCCCCCGUCACCUGCAGCUGGCUGUCCGCAACGACGAGGAGCUCAACAAGCUGCUGGGAGGAGUGACCAUCGCUCAGGGCGGUGUGCUGCCCAACAUCCAGGCUGUGCUUCUGCCCAAGAAGACCGAGAAGGCUCCCAAGAAGUAAACCUUGAUACUUGCUGUCUGUUGCAAGCCAGACCCCAAAAAGGCUCUUUUAAGAGCCACCCACUCC